Messenger RNA from Lates calcarifer (barramundi perch), 5504 nucleotides. Its product is annotated as transmembrane protein 198-like. Gene Ontology annotation, cellular component: plasma membrane. NCBI's taxonomy places the organism in Eukaryota, Metazoa, Chordata, Actinopteri, Centropomidae. The record is from RefSeq and is a predicted model, not a curated record.
CCCCUUCAACGGACCAACUGACAACGCUGGAUGGAGACUGGGGGGGGUUACUGCCUCGGAGGCGGAGGGAAAAAACUUUUUCUCCUUUGUUUUUUAGAUGCCAUUUACUGCAGCAUGGAGAAGUGAAAGAAGGGGAGGUGUACGUGUGUGUGUGAGGGAGGAUCGUUAAGAUUUUCCACAGACCGUGAGUAGCUCAGUGUGGAGUCACAGGCGGGAGGAACCUCAACAGUUAAUUUAGUCACAAAGUUGUGUCCGACUGUCUGUCUGCGGCACAAUGGAAACCAACUAAACCUUCCUCACGUCUGUGGUCAGGACUAGUCAGAGGAGAGGAAAGGGACAAAAAACAAAAAAAGAACGAUGCCGUUGUUGUCGCUUUACAGCAGCCAGUGAGUUUCAUUAAAAAAAAAAGAGAGAGCCGAGGGAGAAGUUGGAAGAAAACCGGUUCUCCCUGGUACCUUACCGCCGCUUUUGUGUUUGUGAAUGGUGGGGUGUUUUUCCUGUUUGACCGAGCCGAUACAGUCACAGGAGAAAGGUUACAGCUGCCGAACACGCAGGCUCAUCGCAGCAAAGACUUCCAAGCCUGCAAGACAUAGGACACCAUUGUGACUCACAGAGGUGGUAACAUGAGGAAGAUGCACAGAGGUAUGAGACUGUCUAUGGGGGUACAUGCAGAGUAAAUUACUUACUGUUGAAAUGAUGAUGAAAUAUUAAGUAGUUCACACUCACAGUGAUAGUGUUUCUGGUUGUUUUAACAAUAGGAAUGAAAAAUUAGUAACCAACAGUAACCAAAUGAUAUGUGGGAGAAAGAACUCUGGACUUUAUUAUUGUCUGUUAGUGUUGAUGACUUAUUCUCAUGGUCUAACAAAAUGCAAUAAGCUGACCACAAAACACCCAUUCAAAAUCCAGGCCCACUAGAGGCAAAUAGAGGAAGUUGUGAGUGUCCAAUUACAGUAAUUACAGUACAAAAUACACUACUGUGUAAUGUGAUAUGUCAUCUAUUUUAUUAUCGACCCACGAAAUUUUGUAGAAAGCUGUAAUCAAAUUUGAUUGUGCUGUAUGUUACUUAAAUUGUGUGGAUUUAGUUAAUUUGUCUCCAUAAAAUACACAUUAAAUGUUGUCCAAACCAAACAGACGUAUCGAACUAAGGUUGACAAAAUGCUCCAAGGUGAGCCAUAUCUGCUGAGGCUUGUUGGUUCAUUUGAAAUGGCUUUUUUGUGGAAGUGCAUGUUCCAGUAAGAGAAAACUAUUUAACAGCUCUAUAAACUGUAGUAACAUUAACAAAACCUCCUCUUCUUCUCAUAUGACUGAAUCAACACCAUCAUGAAGAGGGAGAUCACAGUAACGCCCAAACCAGAGGGAAACAAAAGCCCAAGUUCCUGUGCCUGUCCGUCCUUUUCUAAACCUCUUAUCCUGUUCAGGGUCACAGGACGCAGGAGUCCUCGCUCACUGGGCCAGGGAAGUCAAGCCUGUCACAACAUAUAUAGAAAAGCACAUUGACAGUGAAAAUUAAGAGUUUAACUUAAAUAUCUUAAGAUGUAGAAAUAUGGAGAGGGUAUGUGAACUCCACGCAGGAAACCCCCUGUCAGCCGUCAUGUUCAGACUCUUCUUGCUCUAAAGUGACAGUGUUAACCACUGAGCCCACAUGCUGCCUAAACCCCUGUGUAUAGUUUUAUAUGAUCCUGUAGUAGCCUUUGGUUUUUCAUCUUAGAUUAGCUGGAGUUGGUUUGAAGAUUAUAGUUUGGAUUAUAUACAGAGAUCCUUCCAGAAGCCGCUCAUUUUGUCAGAAAAGUAGAGAUUUUAUUUUAGGUCUGUCUCAUCCUAUCCAGUUCACUGUUUGUCCUGCUGUAGUCAACAAAAUGUCCUCACAUCUUAGUCUGGUUUUCCUCACAUUCAUUCAAUGCACAAGUCAUUUCAUAAACAAAAGACAAGAUGAAACUUAGUAACACUGCUGUCUUCAGUGGGUUUUUUCUCUAUGAACAGAGUAAUUGUUUUGUCUGUAAAAAGUGAAAAAUGUCAAUUAUCAUUUCCCAGAGCCCCGAUUUAAUCUGAUAAGACCCAGAGAUAUACAGUUUGUUAUUGUGUGUGAUAAGGAAAAGCAUCAAAUCCACACAUUUAAGAACCUGGAACCAAAUAUUUUAAGCAUUAUUUUCUUUUAAUCAACUGAUUGUUUCAGCUUUGGUACAUAUUAUCUUAAGCUAUAUAUGUGUAUCCUCAAAACCAUAGUCAACGUUUGUAGUGUAUCAGACUCUAGACACAAGUCUCCAGACAGUAACUGAACACAUAUGUUUUCCUGAAUUCUGUCUUGUCUUUCAGCAAAGAAAUGCGACGUUGCAGUUGUCACUGAUAGAAAACAGAGAGAGAGAGGGAGAGAUAGGUACUGAGAGAACUUUGAGUGACUAAAGAAGAAAAGAAAACUUUCCAAUGGGCUUUCAUUUUUUCCAAGUAAAGUCAUUCAUAGGCAGGACACACCAAUUACACAGCCUCGUGUCUCAGAAAAAGGCGGAAAAAAAGUGUCCCAUUUCAGUGUUAGACAGAAAAUAGAUGUCACGUGGGGGAAAGUUUCAGGUAGAGAAAGGACAAGUAGAAGAUCGACAGGGUGGGGGGAAAAAGAAAGAUCUGGCAAGCAGCAAAGAGUGAAGGCAAGACAGUGUGUUCCUGAUUGUUUGUCUUGAGCAGAAAACGUGAGUUAGCUGUAAUCGGAUCUCAGCUGUGGUGAGAUCAUACGCGAGGCCUGCCAGCAGCCUCACAAAGAGCAGUCCACCCAUAAGCCUUGAGCCCCACUGCAGCCCUCUGUGGCUCUCUACAGGCCUGCCAGCUUAAAUAUCAUAUAUAAUUUCUCAAGAGCACUAGAUGGUUUUUGCAGGGCGGUAACAUCUGCUGCUCUGCUGUCAUUUUUGGAUAUAGAUAGUUUGUCCAAUAGUAAUUAUCAUCAGUUAAGUGUUUACUUAUAUCUGUAUCAAUAAGCAAGGUGGCUGAGUAGGGGUAAUGUCACAGUUAUAACAAUAAAAGUAUAUAAAAGUUAUUAAAUUACUCACAGAAAACACUGCUCAAUUGUUUUCUCCUUCCCAUGUAAUUCUUAAAGGGCAGCUACAACUAGAUUAUUUUAAUUGUGUUAAAAAGCGAUUAAGUGGAGCCAAAUCACUCUUGUCAGGCGACUGAUUCUUCACGACUGUCAGAGUUCACGACCCCGAAUGACUGAGGGGGACAGGAGCUGGACAGGGGUCCUGGCACAUGGAGUAUAGCGAGUGAAUGAGCUGCUUGUGUGCAUGCCCGGGCACACUGGAUUGCGCCGAGUUGCAUAGCGUUGUGUGUCGAGUUUGUGACAGCUGCACAUACAGAGCGGUGAGGAAGAAGUCGCAGUUGACAGGAAGAUUUCACACUUCACCUUCACCCCCGGAACUCCUGCUCAGAUGGACUUGAGAUAACGCCACCAGAGGUUCUACCCUGGUCCUGAACUUCAGCUGAACACCACAGCCUCCCACAUUCAGCUAGAAUGGCAGAUCCCACUGGGCUGAGCUCUGAAGGGGCGGGGGCGGGCAUGACUGAGGUCGACGCCUGUAGUUUGGAGAUAGAGAGGAAGUAUGAUGUCAUCCCUGCCGUCAUCUGCUCCAUGUGUUGCCUGUUCGGCAUCAUCUACUGCUUCUUUGGUUACCGCUGUUUCAAGGCCGUCAUGUUCCUGUCUGGCCUGAUGUUCGGCUCCGUCAUCAUUUUCUUGCUGUGCCACAAGGAGCACGUGCUGGACACCCAGCUGAGCGUCGAGGCCAGUGCGGGAAUUGGCCUCGGCAUUGGCCUGCUGUGCGGCCUGGUCACAAUGUUGGUGCGAAGUGUCGGCCUCUUCAUGACCGGCCUGCUGCUGGGACUCCUCCUGGCUCUCGCCGCCCUGCUGGUCACUCACCAGUUCUACACCCCAACCACGGUCUGGGUGCCGCUGGGCGCCCUCCUGGGAACGGGCAUGCUGUUCGCCGUGCUGACGCUGCAGUGGCAGAAGCUCUUCACCAUGGUCUCCACAGCUGUGUUCGGGGCAGCCAUCAUGACAGUGUGCGCUGAUUACUUUGUGGAGAUGCUGGCGCUGGCCACACACGUGUAUGACUGCUUGCGCCUCACAUCCGGGCCGCCUCUCUGCUGGUACAGCUGGGUCAUUCUGGGCAUCUGGCCCGCCCUCAGCCUCAUAGGAGUACUGGUCCAGUGGAAACUGACGGAUGACAGCUUCUCACACACUGAGGUUGUUAUCAGCCGGCGACAGAAGAGAGUCCAGCUGAUGCGGAUUCGAGAGAAGGACGCCAAGAAGCGACAGCAGGCAGGUGGGCAGGAAGGCACAUACCGUCGUAAACCCACCCCAGUGAAACGUUACGCUGGGGAUCUACUGGCACCGAGCUACCUGCAAAGUCUGCGGGACAGACAGAUGGGCACAGGCACUUCCCUUAGCAGCAUGGGCACCGCCAACCACACCAUGAUCGACCUGGACUACGACACUGGCUCCACUGUGCCCCUCACAGCAACAACCCCGGUCGUCAGGGUCUGAGCAACACAGAGAUAAGAAAGGACUAUUUGAUGCCCUCUGGUUCUCCAACAGCUUCCCCUUAAUGUAGAGUAGAACCUAUAAACUGCUCCGCUCAGCUAAGGGUUUUUAUCGCCCUUAAGCUGAUUUGGAGCGCAGUUGGAUUUUCUCUGGGUGUCGGUGAAAGACAAUGCUGCUUUUUGGGGAGAAGGAAGAAAUGUCAAGCUCCUGCUUGGUGAAAGCUACAACCACUACAACCACCGUGUUUCUCGAGAGAAACACUUAAAGACAGUUACUAACGAAGUAAAGUAAGGUCCUCCAUUUCCUUUCAUCGUGUAUUAAAUACAUAACAGCAAGUACGAGCCUCAAAAAUGGAUGUUCAUCUGUUUUGGUAGUGAAUAUAACAAGCGGUUUGUUUGACAUUACUGUACUUAAAAAGUUAGUCAUCGCCAUAAAGUGUUGUGUUAUUACCCAUCUUACUGUUUAACUGUGUGGUCAUAGGAUUUUGUGUGAUGAUUUUGUGUACUUUUUUUUAGAUGAAGCGUGGUGAGAGAGUACAUGUAGAUGAGAGAUGUGCCCAUGAACAUGACAAAGUGAAGCAAAAAAUGAAAUGAUAAAAUAAAAUAAACCGUUCGUAUUUAAAAGCUCUUUGCAUAAGCUUUUCGCCGAACAUUUUCUAGCAGCACUCUAAUAAUUCUGUGACCUUUUUUGUUUUUAAUGUAGCUCCUGUCAGAAUACAGUAGGUGAAGAAUUUAGACUGUUGCUUGUGGAGUAAACAUUUUAUAAUUUAUUUUACAUAACGACCAAGUACCUGGUAGUGUUGAAAAAAGGACAAAAAAACAAAGCAUGUUUGUUGUUCAUUUGUAGAUUUUUAAAUAAUUAUUCUCUUUGUUCUUUGAAUUUUUUUUUUUUUUUUUUUGCGGGGACAGUGCACUUGUUACCUGAAUCUGUACAUACCUGUUGAUAGAAAUUUCAAAGAUAAAUAAAUGUGUUUGAUACAAAAAGC